AUGAUAAGAUUUGUAUGGAGAAAAAAUAUUUUUCUUCAACAUCAUUUUAAAAGAAAGUCCUCUUUUGUGGCUAGUCAAAUAGAUUUAAAAAAAUUAUCAACAAAACAUUUAGGAAGUUUUUCUUUUGACAUUAUACGAUUAUGUGAACAAAAUAAAGAAUUAUAUGAAUCAUAUAAAUGUCGAAUUAUCAAAGAUAUAGAUUUGUUAGAUGGGAAGGAUUGUUAUAGAAUAUUGAAAUCAUUAGAAAUAAAUAAUAAAAUAAAUGAAGAAGAGGAAUUAUUAAAAUAUAUAUUGAAAAGAAUGUGUAUUGAAAGUUGUCGUUAUUCUAUAAAAGAAAUAUGUGAUAUAUGUUUUUUGUGUUCAAAAUUAAAUAUUAUAUAUAUCCCAUUAUUUGCAUCUCUUUCUAUUGUAUUUAUUAAUAAGAUAAAUUUAGCUAGUCCAGAGCAUUUAACUAUUAUGUGUUUAUGUUAUAGUAAAAUUCAAAUUAAAGAUGUAAAUUUAUUUAAUAGAAUAUCAGUUGCUGCUUUGAAUAUAUUAUAUAUGUAUGAUAUAGAAAAUUUAAUCAACUUAUUAUUAUCAUAUAUAUAUAUAGAUAUACCUGUUGAUUUACUUUUACAUUCUAGUAUUCCAAUUUUUAUAAAGAAUGAAAAGAAAUUAGAUUCCAACAGUUUAAACAAACUAGCAUAUGUAUAUUCAAAUUAUAAGUAUAAAAGUAACGAUAUAAAUUGUUUAUUAAAAAAUAAAUUACCAUUAUAUAUAUGUUCAUUGAAUAAUAUACAGUUAUCUGAAUUAAUUAUAUCAUUGGAUAGGUUAUAUAUUAAACAUUAUCCUAUAUACAAAUAUUAUACAAAUGUAAAUUUAAUAUGUUUAGAUUUUACUCUGGCCAUAAAAGUAAUACAUGUCAUAUCACAGUUAGAUGAUAUAUCUUUAGAGCUAAAAUAUGAUGAAAUAUUUUUGUGUAUUAAUAAUUUUUUAGCAAUACAUGGGAAGUAUAUUAGAAGUGGAGAAAUGGAAGGUCAAAAGAAUGAUGACACGAAAAUUAAAACAUAUGAUGACACGAAAAUUAAAAUAUAUGAUGACACGAAAAUUAACAUAUAUGAUGACACGAAAAAUAAAAUAUAUGAUGACACGAAAAUUAAAACAUAUGAUGACAUGAAAAUUAGAACAUAUGAUGAAAUGGUGCGAUUAUAUUAUAUGUCCUAUGGAUUAAGUGAGGAACACAAAAGGAGUGUUAAGAGAAAUAAUAUAUUUUGUGAUAAUCAUACAAAUGAAGAUUCCCAUUUACUUGAAGAUUUUCAUCAUCCUAUUAACAAUAGAAAUAAUAAUUUUUCACAUCUUGAAUUUAAUAAGGACAAGGUAUUGGAACAGUAUUCUUUGUGCUCCUCAUUAAAAAUAAAAAAUAAAAAUAAUAAUGAAUAUGAUGUAUGUCCUCCUUGUGAUAAUAUAAAUAAUGUAAAUAAUAUGAAAAGAUAUUAUUUCGAAUAUAACAUGAAAAAAAAAUUAGAUAAUAAUUCCUUGUGUUAUUUAUAUACAGAUAUAUUUGAAUCUAUAUAUAAUUUAUUGAUAAAUAAUAAUAUAUAUGAGUAUGAUGAGAAAUUAAAGAUAUAUAUGAAUUAUAUAUGUAAAGAAAUUGUGUAUUUAAAAAAUAAUUUAAAUAUUAAUUGUUUGUCAAGGAUAUUUACUACUAUAGGUAAGAUGCCCAUAAUAUGGAAUCUUACAUUCUUACCAUUAGACGUAAUAAAGGAUACGUUUUUUAUUUUUUAUAUAAAUGAAGAAAAACAUUUUUAUGAAGAAUUAUUAGAAAGAUAUUUUGAGAUCUAUAGCAAAUGUGAUAAUAUUGAAUAUAAUACAAUAAUAUUAUAUAAUAUAAUUAAUUUAUUUUUAUUAAAUAACAAUAAAAAGUAUUAUUUACAGUUUGAAAAAUGUUUAGAGCAUUAUUCGAAAAUCUUGAGAAGAAAAAGUGUUGAGGAGGAAUAUAUGAAGGAGGAGUGUAUAAUAAUAUAUAAUUAUAUUGAAUAUAAUUUUAAGAAUAUCAAUUUAUGGAGCAAGAGGAAACAUAAAACAAAUGAUAAGAAUGAAAAUAUAAAUAAUAAUAAUUUAAUUGAUUCUGUAGAUGGUGUAUUAUCUCAAAGUUAUUCUUCAUAUAACUUGGAGAAGACAAUUAAUACGAAUAAUAAAUUAUUGACAUUAGAAUUAUAUAAUAUAAUCCAACAGUUUAAUAAAAAUAUAAAAAUAAAUCAUAAGGAAGAAAUAUAUUUUAUACCUGUGGUUGAAUAUGAAAAUUAUAUAGCUUAUGUUUUCUUACAACCUGAAGAUUAUUAUUAUUCGUCGAGUGAACAAAAUUAUCUUUGUAUAUUAGAAGACAAAAUGGGUUAUCUAGGCAUGAACAGUUUGAAAAAUAAUAUAAAUGAUAAAAAUAAGAAAUACAGAGAAUGUGAUAAAGAAGAUAUAUUACCACUAGAUUGGACAUAUAAUUCUUCUCUGAUAUUAAUAAAUAAUGUUUUAUAUAAUCCAUAUAAAACAUUUUAUAAUGAUACAUUUUUUAUAAAAUCAAAUGCGUUAGUAAAAAUAAAUUUUUUAUUAAUAAAGGGUUAUAAUAUAAUUGCCAUACCUUUUUAUAUCUGGAGAAAUAUGUCUUACGAAGAAAAGCAGAAACAAGUGCAACUGAUGCGUAAACAAAUAAUAAAUAGUUGA
This is a messenger RNA of Plasmodium gaboni, 2694 nucleotides long. RefSeq lists its product as hypothetical. The record is from RefSeq and is a predicted model, not a curated record. Bases 1 to 2694 code for a protein of 897 amino acids. Lineage: Eukaryota; Apicomplexa; Aconoidasida; Haemosporida; Plasmodiidae. The transcript has a single exon.